UGUGUGUGUUCUUCCGUGGGGCGUGUGUAUCACUGACCAAACACAUACGCACAACACAAAACAAGACAACAAGAAUAAAACACAAACCCAAAGCAUGAAGAUGGAGACGCUGUGAACAGAUUGAAGCUCAUCUCUGAGGUAUGGGGGCUGCUCCCAGCACGUCUAAUGCAGGAAAUGGAGGCAGCUGCCAAGACCAUGACCAGCAACCAAUAAUUGAGAAUGAAGUCAUUAAGAGGCGGAACUCCAGCAGGAGAUGCAGCACAGGAGAAACUGUUCCCUGUGCGACCUGCCAGGGCACUGGACGUAUACGCAGAGGUCUGGAGAGCAAGCUGGUGGCUGUCAUCUCCUGUAAUGACCAGAGGCUGAAUCCUAGACACACGAAGUUAUAUGUUGCUGUGUCUGUUGGUGUGUGCCUGCUGGUCAGUGCCGUGGUGCUGUUCUUCCUCUUUCCUCGCGCUGUCCUGCUGUCUUCAGUCGCUGUCAAGUCAUCCUUUGUUUACUUCACCAAGAACAACGUCCUUAUUAACAUCACGCAUGUGUUGAACAUCACCAACAACAACUUUGCGACAGUGCAGACCUAUAAUCUGUCAGUGCAGGCCCUCAACUUUGACACGGUGGUGGGAACAGUGUCUAUUAAGAACGUCACCUCAGUCAAACCUCUGUCCACCACAACGUAUUCGUUCGUGAUCCCCAUCCAGCUCUCGGACCCUGGUUUGAGUAACUACUGUAAGAAGGCUUCCCUGCCUGUCCACAUCCUGUAUCUGCAUCUGCAGAUGUCAAUGACAGUUUACUACCUGGCCCACUAUGAGCAGCUCUCCCUGGAGACGUAUGAGUACAUCGACUGUGGAACAAACAGUACCAUACCACAUCAGGUGCAGCCCCCUCCACCCUGAUGGAUGGAAGACACGAACAAACACUGAAGACAUCCUGUAUUUUUCCAUGAACUCUGAUGCUUAAAUGUAUAUCGUACCAGGAUGUUGUUAGGGUUCAUCCUGGAUUGAAGAAGCCUGGAAUCUGAGCAAUGUUUUCAGGUCUAGCCCUCUUUAUUACACUGACAUGAAGUCUGGUGUCCAAUAAGAACAGUUGGUAGUAAGCCGGUACUCAUAAGAGACAAUGUGAAAAGAGGAUUUCAGUCUAUUUCCAGGCAGUCUGGUGUUAGUUGUCUGUGGACUGAAUGCAAAUUGACCAAUCUCAGUAUGUUGUGGUUUUUGCAUGAAUUUAAAAACUAUACUGAUAACGAAUCCAUCUGCUGUUUACAAACUGUUUGGGAAGCAAAUGUUGCUUACACAGAUAAAAUAUGUUUAUGUGAAUGAUUUGGUAAUAACACAUAUAUGUCUUAACCAUAGACUUCAAAUAAAUAUGGGUUACGUUAGCUCCCAAAAGUGAAGUAAAAUUAUCUGUAUUGUCCCCUGACGGGUGGCUCCAGUGUAGGCCAAAACCCUGCCUGUUCAUGUUUUAGCUGAGUUUGAUUAUUUGAUGCUUAAUGAAUGGGGUGAAAUCUCACAAUUGACAGCUGAGACUGAGUUUUUAUCAGUCCAGUUUAUGUGUUGGCGAUUUAUACCAGCGCUCUACGCCACAAUCACAGCUGCAUGAACUCUGACUCCAAAAGAUGUCACCACUUCAAGAUGGCAGCACCAUUUUUUUGAUGAGCUGCGUGACACCAGCAUGACACCAGAAAGCAAACUGAAAGCACUACAUUAUCCCAUGUAAGUUCUGAUGGUAUAACUUCAUAUUUACGACUCUUUAAAAAGAGUCAGGAUAAACACAAACCAGACCGAAAGUCUAAUAAAACUAUGCAGAAAAUCA
Messenger RNA from Platichthys flesus (European flounder), 1806 nucleotides. Its product is annotated as transmembrane protein 106B-like. The record is from RefSeq and is a predicted model, not a curated record. Lineage: Eukaryota; Metazoa; Chordata; Actinopteri; Pleuronectiformes; Pleuronectidae. Bases 141 to 893 code for a protein of 250 amino acids. The transcript is spliced from 8 exons.